Saccostrea cuccullata (small rock oyster) is the source of this 1400-nucleotide messenger RNA. Its product is annotated as mannan endo-1,4-beta-mannosidase-like. Bases 1 to 1380 code for a protein of 459 amino acids. The transcript is spliced from 9 exons. The record is from RefSeq and is a predicted model, not a curated record. Lineage: Eukaryota; Metazoa; Mollusca; Bivalvia; Ostreida; Ostreidae.
AUGGUGUGGGGGAACGAGAUCGGGAAUCCCCCAGACUGGUGGUGUAGCGUGUUUGGUAUAGCGGACACGAUAGACGACAUUGCCGUGGCAUUCAGUAACUGGACAACCAUUCUGACAUCAGUUUUUACACUAUUUUUCUUUGCCUACUUGAAGCCAUGCGGAGGAAUUCUAGCCGUCUGCAAAAAGAAUUCACAGUUCUUGUGCAAUGAUGAACAACCGACAUUCCUUGUGGGCGCCAAUCAGGCGUGGUUUAACUACGCCACGGGAGACUUCGGAAACCGUCUGUAUUUUACUGUCUCCAUGAUCCCUCUUAAAGCGUAUCUUACCGGACUUAAAGCGGCUGGCGGAAAUUCCAUCAGGUUGUUCCUCCAUAUUGAGGGACAAGGAACCCCACUCUUCGGACCCGGGGGUAUUGUCACGGGGACAGAUCUUCAGCAGUCACUGAUACCAGAACUGAUGGAGUACUUGAAAUUCGCUCACAUGAACCAGAUCUUUGUGUUUAUUUGUCUGUGGAAUGGGGCUUUUGUAACCCCCGUCAACAACGAAAGGCUCCAGGGCUUGAUUAAGGAUGAAAUAAAAUUGCAGAGCUACAUAACAACAGCCCUUACACCGAUAGUGACAGCUGUAAUGAAUGAGCCUGCCUUGGCAGGGUGGGACAUUAUCAAUCAGCCUGAAGGGGUGAUGAAGAGGAAUGUGUCGGAUAAGAAUCCCUGUUGGGAUAACACGUUUCUGGAACUGAAGGCCUCGGGUAGAGCUAUUGGCUGGGCCAAAGAACUGUACACACCUAAGGAAAUCCAAAGAUUCAUCAAUCUUCAAGCGUCUGCAAUUCGUAAACUUUACAAAGCCCAGCAAAAGGAGCCGUUAAUUACUGCCAGUUCCUUCAACAUCAUCACUAACACCUUCCAGUGGAACUGUAAAAACCUGUACCAUGACUACUGUUUGAACAUCUCAGGGGGCGCUGAUGACGGCUAUUUGAGUUUCUGGUCUACACAUUCCUUUGAUAUCAAAAGCGAAGGGCGUUAUGAUGAUUGGGCACCAUUCAAUCACUAUUACACGGAAUACCACAUGGGUGGCGAUCACCUACCUCCCAGACCACUGGUCAUUGCAGGAUUUAAUGAGAAACGAGGGCGCCCCCACUCCAAAUGGGAUAUCGUUAAACAGUUUAACCACCUUUAUUCCAAUGGUUAUUCGGGUGGUUGGACAUGGCAAAUGAACGCACAGGGGUCCGACACGGAUGACUGGAUAACACAGGCGAAAGGGAUUAGUUCCCUGAGAGGAAAAUUUGGGAUAACCGUGGGAAGCUUCGGUGCUCUAAGCAGUCCCCUGGGAUCGUUAAUUCCCAAGGAUAUUAAUAUUACAGCUAAUCCCAUUGGAAAAUAAAUAUUUAGAUUUCUCUUUUU